CCAUGUGGGUUUGCGGUGCGGUGUUUUGGGAGCUUCAACUGGAUACGAUCUCAGGUUGCGAACGCAUUAACGAUGGAAAGCUCCGUGGUUGCUGAAAACUGCCCUGACAGUCCCGACGAAGGAAAGGAAGUGAACGGAAAGAAGCGGAAAAUAUCUUUGACAAACUGCGGAACAUGCGGUACCGAAGCGGCGAGAUACCGGUGUCCCGGGUGUCUGAAGCACUCCUGCAGCCUCCCGUGUGUGAAGAAACACAAAACGGAAUCAGGGUGCAGCGGAGUGCGGGAUAAGACCGCCUUUGUGCCGGUGUCCCAGUUUGAUGAAAUGAACCUCCUCAGCGAUUACAGGUUUCUGGAGGACACAGCCAGACUGGCGGACAGCGUGCACAGAGAUCCUCUUGUGCUAAAGACGCAGAUCAGCAAACACGCUAAAAUCCUGAAGCAGAAAGCUCUCAAAUGCAACGUGUUGCUGAAACUCCUCCCUCCAGGUUUCUCCAGGAGACGCGAGAACUCCACUUACUUCAACAAAAAGGAGCAGCAGUUCUUCUGGCACCUGAAACUCCUGUUUCCCCAAAGCAGUGCAGAGUACACCGAGAGAAGGGUCCCAGACAGCCGAACUCUUCAGCAGAUCCUCACACCGUACAUCCACCCCUCAGAGUCCGACCCUGUGAAACGACAAAGGUUGAAGGUGUUCACCCGCACGCCGCCGCAGCAUGUGAAGGUCUUCAUGAAAGCAGAAAACAGAAAGUCGAACUCUGUCAGGUAUCAUGAGCUGGACCUUAAGAAGAGCCUUCUUGAAAACCUGAAGAAUAAAGUCAUUAUUGAGUAUCCAGUCCUUCACAUUGUCCUGAAGGAUCACUGUGAAAAUUACACUCUUCUUGGACAAGAGCCUGGCGCGGGACAGGGUGUUGCCGUGGAAACACCACUGCGUGGUGGUGUGGUGGGAGAUGUGUCAGCUAAUGCCAAAGCCAGCGUGAAAGAGCGGAAGGAGGAUGAUGAUGAGGAAGAUGAAAUGGAGGAUGGGGAAAUUCGAGAUGAGGAAGAGGACGCGUGAAAUGGCUG
Messenger RNA from Megalops cyprinoides (Indo-Pacific tarpon), 1058 nucleotides. It is a transcript of the gene znhit6, whose product is annotated as zinc finger HIT-type containing 6. Gene Ontology annotation, biological process: box C/D snoRNP assembly; snoRNA localization; maturation of LSU-rRNA from tricistronic rRNA transcript (SSU-rRNA, 5.8S rRNA, LSU-rRNA). The transcript has 10 exons. NCBI's taxonomy places the organism in Eukaryota, Metazoa, Chordata, Actinopteri, Elopiformes, Megalopidae. Bases 73 to 1050 code for a protein of 325 amino acids. Gene Ontology annotation, cellular component: nucleus; pre-snoRNP complex. The record is from RefSeq and is a predicted model, not a curated record.